AUGUGUGUCGUGUCCGACAGACAUGAAAGCAUAAUACACGCAGUUUCUAAGGUGUAUCCUACUGUUCCUCAUUUGGCUUGUAUAUGCCAUUUGUGGAAAAAUGUGACAAAGCAAUACACAACAAACAGUGAGGUGUUGAGUCCUAUAUUUUAUUCACUAGCGAAAGCAUACAGCCAGGAUGAGUUCGAUAAAUUGAUGGAGAAGAUUGGGAAUGUUGAUAUUCAGGUAAAACGAUACCUAGAAGAUGCUGGAAGAGAUAAAUGGUCUAGGAUUUAUUCACCUGUUAAUAGAGGAUGGACAAUGACUUCGAAUAUAGCCGAAUGUAUUAAUGGAAAACUGGUUGAAACGUCAACUGAAUAUGUUUACACAGUGAAUGAUGGACCGAGGCGUUUCAUAAUAGAUUUGAAGAAGAAAACUUGCAGCUGCAGGAUGUUCCAACUGGACGAGAUACCGUGUUCUCAUGCAUGGGCAGUAUUGAAGAAUAAAAAUUUGACUGCUGAUGUAUAUUGUUCGGAUUUAUUCAAGCCGGAAACAGUUGUGAACACAUAUGAUGUGCCAGUUGAUCCUCUUCCCGAUGAGACCGAGUGGAAUGUUCCUAAAAGUAUAUUAGAUGAAGUUGUUAUGCCACCGAUCUAUAAGAGACCCCCUGGGAGGCCAAAAAAGAAGAGGGACAAGCCAUUACAGGAGUUGAUGAUUGGUAAACGCAGAAAUUCCUGCGGUAAAUGUGGAUGUCUUGGUCAUAAUAGGCGUUCGUGUGAUAAUCCGCCGCUCAAUAAGAAGAAUAAAUAA
Molecule: messenger RNA, 789 nt
Organism: Lycium barbarum (goji berry)
Lineage: Eukaryota; Viridiplantae; Streptophyta; Magnoliopsida; Solanales; Solanaceae
Exons: 2
Coding region: 1-789 (262 amino acids)
Molecular function (GO): zinc ion binding
Source: RefSeq, a predicted model, not a curated record